AUGCCCGAACCCACAGAAUCCGCGGAAGACCACCGUCCUAGAUUCUUUUGUGUUUAUGAAAUUUAUUUUAAGGGUUGCGGACUGACCUUCCCGCUUCCUGAAGCUUUGGUUCGUUACCUUGAAGCUCUCGAGAUUGCCUUACCCCAGCUGACCCCCAAUCUUCUCCGAACUAUCCUGGGAAUCAUAAGUAUCACGGCGGAGGCCAGAUUUGUCAUCGGGGUUCAUGAAUUGAAAGAGCUCCUCAACAUGAGAAGCUCAUCAAAGAGAACCGGAAAACCCCUGCUUCAAUCGGAAACCUUUCCGAUGUGCUCCCAUCGAAGUGCUUUCAUUGCUCCGACUCUCUUGACUACGGAAUUCGUCGAAUUCUUCAAGAUUGUUAUCGAAGGGGAGACCCUUUGGAACUCAUUCACUCUCGACCGUUUAAUAGAGGCUAAUUGUAAGCUCAGAAUGAGUCCACCCAGACAGUUUCACCAACUUCCACCGCCUCCUCCUCUACCUCAACGAACUUCAGUCAGGGCUGUUGCUUCCCGGUGCAAGACAUUGUCCAAACCGAUGGUGGAAGCCUGUGAGGCGAACAAGUCGUUUCUUAUGUCUGCUGUCGACAAGAAAGAGUACAGCAGAACUUUACUAGUGGAUGACGACAGCGCUGAAGGGGCGAGAUCUGCCGGUGCUUUCAAACCUACACCUCACCGUGAAAGUCGUAGCAGUCGCUCACCUCGAAGAGAUCGUUCUCCUCGCCGUGACUCUCCUCGACCCUCUUCCCGGGAUAGGAGGGGCAAAUUGAAAGCUCGGAUUGAUCGUUCCCCUAAAUCAUCUUCCCCACCACGCUCGAUGGGUUCCCCUCCUUCUCUUGUUAUCAUAUCUCCUUUCUCUCGACCUGGAGCGAUGGAAACAAAGGGAAAUGUCUUCCGAUGCUUCAAGAAUCGGAAAGAUACGAUCCUGCCAACCUUUGACAGGUGGCGUCCUGCAAUUCGCGAGCGCUUUUUACUCCUCGCGCAUUAUUCAUCUCGGGCCAGAAGAGAGGUGAAAGGUCGUGGGAUGGAAUUGAUUCAAGGGGAUAUCCUUUUCAUUCAGACCGAGAAAACUAGGACGGAGCUGGAAUCAGACAUCAAAGAGUAUGAAAGCAACUUACUCCUUCUAGAUCAAACUCACGAUGAGGACUUCUCCUUGUACUCGCAUUUUUCUGAUUCAAAAUGUUUGCCCACUGAACCCGAGAUGGUUGCCAUGCCGGUGAAAACUCCCGAGCCUACUCCCAUCUUGCCUGAAGUCCCUUUGGUGGUAAAUAGCGAAACGGUGAUCAUCGCGAAUGAUGAGGACAUUUCCGGGUUUGAACUGGAGACCUCUACUAAGCAACCCCCUAUUGGUGAAACGACUGGGCUAGAGUCAGCAGCCGCUGAGACGGUCCACCCUGAACCGACUGUCGCCGAGUUUGAGACGCCUGGUGAUUCAACGAAGGAGCUUCCACCGUUUGUCCUCUCGACUCCGACAGCCCGUUGUUCCUGUCCGACGACGGCUUUGAGCCAGCCGGCGUUCUCUUCCCUCACGCUGCUUUCCAUUUCCCAUCGGAGGACGAAAAAGAGGCAUAAGACUUCAUGGACAAGGAACUUUGACUGCGUGGCUAAGAUCCCGACCAUGCUCCGGAUGUAUCUCCGUGCGCAGGGUCAAGUUCCCGGUCCCGUGAACACUCCUGUCAAGGUGAUCCCAUGCGAGAGCGAAGACGACGACGAGGAAGAGCCCAACAACUCCUGGAAGCGGGUAAAAAAUUACUUCGAGGCGGAAGUCAAGAAUGAGGCAUCGACUUCGAACCCUGAACUGGCGAUAAAGGAGCCUUAA
Messenger RNA from Arabidopsis thaliana (thale cress), 1833 nucleotides. RefSeq names its product myosin heavy chain-like protein. The record is from RefSeq and is marked reviewed. The transcript is spliced from 9 exons. Bases 1 to 1833 code for a protein of 610 amino acids. Lineage: Eukaryota; Viridiplantae; Streptophyta; Magnoliopsida; Brassicales; Brassicaceae.